This is a messenger RNA of Diutina rugosa, 954 nucleotides long. It is a transcript of the gene GRE3, whose product is annotated as trifunctional aldehyde reductase/xylose reductase/glucose 1-dehydrogenase (NADP(+)). Gene Ontology annotation, cellular component: cytosol. The record is from RefSeq and is a predicted model, not a curated record. The transcript has a single exon. NCBI's taxonomy places the organism in Eukaryota, Fungi, Ascomycota, Pichiomycetes, Serinales, Debaryomycetaceae. Gene Ontology annotation, molecular function: D-xylose reductase (NADPH) activity. Bases 1 to 954 code for a protein of 317 amino acids.
AUGUCCAUCAAGCUCAAUUCGGGUCACGAAAUGCCCCAAGUGGGGUUCGGUUGCUGGAAGCUCGACAAGCAAAACGCUGCCGACCAAGUGUACAACGCCAUCAAGGUGGGAUACCGUUUGUUUGACGGCGCCGAAGACUACGGCAACGAGAAAGAAGUUGGCGAAGGUAUCCGCCGCGCCAUCGACGAAGGUCUUGCCUCGAGAGACGAGAUCUUCGUCACUUCUAAGCUCUGGAACAAUUACCACGCCCCGGAAAACGUUGAGAAGGCGUUGGACAGAACCUUGUCGGACUUGGGCUUGGACUACGUUGACUUGUUCUUGAUCCACUUCCCCAUUGCCUUCAAAUUCGUGCCCUUGGAAGAAAAGUACCCUCCUGGCUUUUACUGUGGCGAUGGUAACAAGUUCGCUUACGAAAACGUGCCUCUUGCCGAAACCUGGAAGGCUUUGGAAGCCUUGGUCGCUAAGGGUAAGAUCAAGUCGAUUGGUGUUUCCAACUUCUCUGCGGCUUACAUCUUGGACUUGUUGAGAGGGGCCAAGAUCCCUCCUGCCGUGCUUCAAAUUGAACACCACCCUUAUUUGCAACAACCCCGUCUCAUUGAGUACGUGCAAUCGCAAAACAUUGCCGUCACUGCCUACUCGUCGUUUGGUCCUCAAUCCUUCUUGGAGCUUAAGCACAAGCGGGCUUUGGAAACUCCCACCUUGUUCGACCACGAAAAGAUUAAGAGCAUCGCCGACGCUCACAAGAAGACUCCUGCUCAAGUGUUGUUGAGAUGGGCCACUCAAAGAGGGCUCGCCGUCAUCCCCAAGUCGAACAACCCCGACAGAUUGGCGCAAAAUUUGUCGGUGAACGACUUCGACCUCAGCGAUGCCGAACUCAAGGAAAUCGCCAAGUUGGACAUCGGCCUCAGAUUCAACGACCCCUGGGACUGGGACAAGAUCCCCAUCUUCUACUAG